Messenger RNA from Protopolystoma xenopodis, 333 nucleotides. Lineage: Eukaryota; Metazoa; Platyhelminthes; Monogenea; Polystomatidea; Polystomatidae. The record is from the annotation of a GenBank genome assembly.
AUGAUGGUCGAAAGCUCAGCCCGUUUUCACUCGAAACGAGGGAGGAAGUCUUGUGGACUGCGUCAACAUGAACGUCGUAUUAAAGCCAAUUGGCUGCAGUACAACGAGGUUCAUCUGUCCUCUUCUGGUGAGAUCGACGUACGAAUCUCUUCUUCACGUACUUUGAUGCGAAAUGAAAGUCCCCCCAACGAGCUUUGGCUUCCCUGGAAUGAUACAGUUUGCCGUGUGAUGCACUGGCGCCCUUGGAUGUGUAGGAGAGCCGUUAAUGAGACGACUAUAUUCACGAGUCGGGCUCGAGUCCAUCUGGGGAUGAUGUCAGACGAGUUCAGAUAA